GAUGCUCUGGUUCAUGUCCAGGGCGAUGCAGGCCCCGGUUUAAACCGUUGCCUUGUCUCCAGCACCAACAUGGCGGACCAAGGUGAGAAGAAAGAGAACCCUAUGCGUGAGCUCCGUAUCAGAAAGCUCUGUAUGAAUAUAUGUGUUGGCGAAAGUGGUGAUCGACUUACUCGAGCUGCCAAAGUGCUUGAGCAGCUCACUGGUCAAACACCUGUCUUCUCUAAAGCUCGCUAUACUGUGAGAUCUUUUGGUAUCAGGAGAAAUGAAAAGAUUGCUGUUCACUGCACAGUCCGUGGUGCCAAAGCUGAGGAGAUCCUGGAAAAAGGCCUGAAAGUUCGUGAAUAUGAACUGAGGAAAAACAACUUCUCAGACACUGGAAACUUUGGUUUUGGUAUUCAGGAGCACAUUGAUUUGGGCAUUAAGUAUGACCCAAGCAUUGGUAUCUAUGGUUUAGACUUCUAUGUGGUUCUGGGAAGACCAGGCUUCAGCAUUGCUGACAAAAAGCGUAAACGUGGUCGCAUUGGAGCCAAACACAGGAUCAACAAGGAGGAGGCUAUGCGCUGGUUCCAACAGAAGUAUGAUGGUAUCAUUCUCCCAGGAAAAUAAAAAUGUUUUGUAAUUGUCAUUAAUACAAGAAUCUGAUCCUUAUUCAGUUUUCAUUUAGUGAUAGUUACUUCAUCAUUGUAACUUGAAUUAGGCAGAAAGAUAACUGUCAGUUGUACUGCUGGUUUACCUGUUUUCUGACUCUAUUAUAAUUUGACAAAGUUCCUGUCUGGUGAUGAAUUUACAAUUGUUUAGUGAAUGUAGCCUUCUCUUGAAGCUGCUAUUUGAUAUGUGCUCUAGCUAUCUGUGAACUCAAGAAUCAUAAUUCCAUGAAUGCAAUAAGAGCUCUUUGGUGUGAAUCAUCCUGUUGUUGAUCCAAAUUUUCUCAACAGCCCUAAAAUUUAACAAUUUUUUUUUUUAAUCAUUUCAGUUUUCCCUUGUGUUGAGAAUCCCAAAGUUAUGGUUCAAUAAUGUCAAUCAAAUGCUAAUGCUUCUGGUGUAGGCCUGAAGAAUAAAUUAAAUCUUCCACCUGUGCACCCUCAACAAAGUUUCACCCAUUGUAAGCAGCGAAUCUUGGGUUUUGUAAAUGUGAUUUCCUGUCUACGCUAUUGCUGGUGGAAAGCUGAACUCACCAUGAACUCACUACCAGGAAACACCUAUUAUCAAUGAACAGUUCUGCAGAGAAGAGCAUUGUACUCAAGUCCAAUGUUAGAUCUUGUGACUCCAGAUGAUAUGUUGAUUGGGACUGGAUGGUCUUUCCCUAAGUUUAAUUGUAAUGUCCCACUGAUAGUUGUCUUAACUGAAGGUGUUCAGCAUUCAAGGAACUGAACAAGGUAAUGAGGAAGGAGAAAAAUACUACACAGAGUAUGUGGGGAGAAAGAAAGCUGAUGGAUACCAAUGGUGCAGAUUGCCUUGUUGGUUUGUCUUCACUCCAAGGAUCGCUGUUUCUGGGAAUGAGAAGUUGGUUUACAUGUGAAUGGAGCAAUCAGAUUGCUCUUUGUCCAGGUAGUCUAUAUUCUUGAUGUUAAGCUGAUUUUUGUUUUCCAUCCCCUCCUUUACUGAGUUACUCAGUUCUACAAGACCAAACGGCUCUACUGAGAACUGGCCCUACUUUGCCAGAUGUUCAUGUUUCCACUUCUGGGUCUUGUGUCUGUAAUUUAUUUGCUUUACUCAUGAUGUCUACUGUUGUCACAUUGCUGUCUUUCAUUUGAGCACUUCACAGAUCAUUCCUAUUUUUCUGAUCCUUUGUUAUAUUUCCCCAUUGUAUUUUUUUUAAAAAUCAGUAUUUUCUUCCAAAGGAAGUCUUCUGGCAAAAAAUCUUCAUUGUGCUGUUGACAAAUAUUCCCUGAUCUACUAAAGGCUUCUAGCAUUUUCUUUUGUUAUUUUUAUGUAACCAUUGUGAUUCAUUUUUACAUCUAAAAAUUCAGAGAAUGAGAAAGAGUGCUUUCAAUUCAAUGUGUUGGUGGAAUAACUAUUUUCAGAACAUAGUGUAAAACAUUAUGACUAUAAGGUAGUGACAACACAAUAAAUACACCAUAUUUACUAUUUAUAUAUUUUUAUUCACACAUAAAUAGUAAUUCAAACAUUUUCAUGACAGUGAAUAUGCAAGGAAUUUGACACAUUUCUGUUUUGGAUGAAUGCAAUUUUCUUUGAAAAGCAGUUUUUGCUACUUCUUCUAGCAUUCAAACAUUUCUAUUAACUUCAGCCAUCAGCCUGCCUGUGUUACAAAGAACAAUAUUAACUUGCCCUCUCCUUUUCCCAUCCCUUGCCCACCCCUGAACUCACUUCCACCCGCACUCUCCCUUUCCCUCUUUCUUGGAGUAUGUGAAGUUUAAAUAAACGCAAACUUGAUCUGAAUACAUUGUACAAUUUCAUUCAACCUUUGGAGAAUUCCUGGGAGAGAAAGAUUCUCAGCACUGUUAUUCUGCUACAUGGGAAUCUUGAUUCAUAUGUAACCUAGUCAUCAUAAAUUUAAGAAAUCAGUUCUCAGGGCUCAGCUACAUUGACUUGUGUUUAUUAGUCCAUUUUGUUGUCUUUCACUUCUGGAUCCAAUAUAUAUCUUCUCUCCUGUGAGCUAUAGUAGCAAUGAUUAAUUGCAAAUUAGUCAUUAUGUUUAUCAGCAGUCUCAAUUCUUGCUGCUGAGAGUGAUCAUUCCUCCUGUAUUCCAAGUAUAAAGUUUACGGCAGAAUUUAUUUUUUCUUGAAAAGAAAUCCUUCAAUUCCCUUGUGAGUCAUGUUGAAUGAACUGCUUUUCUGGUUUAUUUUCAAUGCUUGUUCAAUGAUUUCAUCUAGACCAUUUCCUGAUAGUUCAAAAUACUCAAUUGUACUUUGUGUUGAACUGCGUUUGCAACUGAAUGUUAUAAGUUGUUGAUGUAAAGAGGAAUGCUCUCCAACAUUCUUCACCAUCUCAUUCCACCAACCCAUAUCUCAUGUAUGGCUAUUUUCCCAGUUUAAUUCCAAAUAAAUCUGUU
This is a messenger RNA of Hemiscyllium ocellatum (epaulette shark), 3013 nucleotides long. It is a transcript of the gene rpl11, whose product is annotated as ribosomal protein L11. Gene Ontology annotation, biological process: translation. The transcript is spliced from 6 exons. The record is from RefSeq and is a predicted model, not a curated record. Gene Ontology annotation, molecular function: structural constituent of ribosome; RNA binding. Gene Ontology annotation, cellular component: cytosolic large ribosomal subunit; ribosome. Bases 70 to 606 code for a protein of 178 amino acids. Lineage: Eukaryota; Metazoa; Chordata; Chondrichthyes; Orectolobiformes; Hemiscylliidae.